CAGUGAUUAGACAUGCGAAGAAAAUAUAGAUUCGCGGUGUGUAAAUAUGCCAGAUAGGUGACUAGUCUUGAUAAAAUGUUCAGCUGUUUGUGUUCCGACUGCAAUCUUAUUCAGUUGAGUGGAAUUCUAAAAGACACGUUUGCUGAAAAUGUUAUAAAUAUUGGUUUGUGUGCGUCGGUGUGUUUGUAACGCGAUAAUUGUUUAUCAAUUGAAAUUUGAUAAUUCGAAAAAUACAGUGCAAUUAAUAAGAGCAACAACUUCAGUACAAUGCAUGUCGCAAGUCUCGAAAUGAUACAACCUCAUUUCGAACCGGCAUCCAUAGAUUACCAGCAGCAACAAACGCACCACCAGCAGCAACAACAGCAGAAGCAACAAGAACAACAGCACCAACACACAGCACAGCAACAGCAUCAACAGCAGCAGCAACAGCAGCAGCAGAUUUCCAAAAUUAUCAGCAAUCCUCCUCCAGCAAUUGUUAGUGCCCCAAAUGGAACAACGAUGUGUGUCGCCAAGCUUAUGAUUGGGCUAGAUCAUGCACCUCCCGCAUUUAAUGUGCGAUCGCGUGUAUUGGGUGACGGCGGUACAAAUUUAAACUAUAUUCGCACUGAAACAGGUGCUAUAGUCACGUUAAGAGGUCGGGGAUCCAUGAAUCUUGAACCACAAACAAUGCAAGAAGCUCCCGAACCAUUACAUUUGUUCAUUGAACAUCCGUCAUUGGAAGGGCUGCAGAGUGCCAAACAGUUGGCGAAAAAUUUAAUUGAAACCCUACAAGAAGAGCUCUCCUUCUUCCAAGAGAACAAUAUUCCUAAAGCAAACUUUCAGCUAAUACCCCAAUCGAACUUAGUGCAAACGACCCAAGUCACGCAAAUGCCUCCGAUCCUAAGAACCCAGCAUGUUACGCAGCCCAAUGGUAUUAUUCAUCAACCACCGCCGACAGUUCUUGGUCCACCCCCGCCAAAUUUUGUCCAACACCCACCCGCUUUGCCACAAAGUCAGCCACCACCACCGCAAAUCAUUCAGCAGGCGCCUACAAUAAUACAGUCACACGUGCCAGUACAAAUCCAUCAACAGCCGAAUAAUGUUGUAAUCUCACAAAUCCAAACCACAGCGCCUCCAUCGCAAAUUGCAAACGUAAGCAAUCCUCCACCGGGGACACAAAUACGUCCCCCUAUAGUGCAGAUCAAAAACUCACCUGCUGGAACCCAUUUGUCUCAGCCACCGCCAAGCAUACAAAUUCAGCAGGCACCGACCGAGGCAGCCCAGCAGAUCAUUGUCAAUCCCGCACCGCCAUACCAGGUGCAGUAUAUACAGCAAAAUCCAUCCAUUCAGACCAGCAGUGGUCCCCAUCCGAGUGGACAGGUUACGAUUCAGCAUCUCAUUCAGCCCCAACCGCAGCCUGUACAGGGAAUUGUACAAACAACAAUACCUCCGCCUCAAUUCGACCACUUUCAGCGGCCACCACAAACUCAACAGAUCAUCACUGUGCAGGGCAGCACAGCGUUCAUGGUUCCACCGCCGAACAUUAUUCAUCAGACGGCACCACAACCACAGAAUCAGAUAAUUUUCCAAACACAGCAACCGAUUCUUACGCAUCAUCCGCCUCCGGAGUUGGCCCCCAUGGGACCACAAGCGCCGAUAACUCAACCGACGGGAAUGCUCAUAAACGGGGCGGACGGAAAGAAAGUUGGUGGACCUGCGGAGUUGCAAAUCAAGCAGGAAUCGCUCAAGCUCGAUGAGGGCCCACCUCCCGGGACCAUCCUGCAGCAAAUUCCGACCAGCGGCCAACUAACUAAAACAACUGUGAUUCCUGUUUCGUCGAUACCGGGCAUACCGAUCAGCCAGCCGCCACCACCGAUCAUGUCUGUGCCUCCACCGACAGUGCAACAUAUAGUCGGCAAUACGAUCAUUACGUCGCAACCGAAUGCACCAAUCAGUCAUGGUGGGAUUCCGCAGCAAAUUUUUAGCCAAAUACCUGUGUCGAUUCAAUCGUUUGCUCCACCUCCCCAACAAAUGCAAGUGAGUGGGUCUCAUUUUGUCGUCAGUGCACCACAACCAUGGCCUGUGGUAACUGCAUCAGCCGCAGGACAACAAAUACAGCAAGUUCCGGUCAGCACAGUGCCGAGUAUACAGAUAACUACACAACCCAUGCGGAACCCAAAUGAAAUUCACAUCAUUAGUCAACCCACGAUUAUUAGCGCUGCGGAGUAUCGGCCGCCGGCAUCGCAGCAGCAGCAAAUCAUAGCGACUAGUGCAUUUAAUCCACAAAUUCAACCUCCGCAAGGUGUACAGGUUCAAUUUCAUACGGUGCCACCGCCAACUCAGCAAAUCAUUACCAGCUUGGCUAAUGCACAAACGCAACCUCCACCACAAGCACCACAGUCGCAGCUAAUUGAAAAUCAACAAGGACCACAGCAUCAAAUUAUAAUAAAUGCCCCGAUUCCUCCACAACCACCCCCACCGCCACCGUCCUUUACGGCUGUACAAUAUUCUACUCAAGAAGCUCCAAAGCCUAAUGUCGAACAGAUGCAGCAAAGGCCACCACCCCAACCACAACCUUCGCAGCAGCAAACGUCGCAUAGCUUAACGACGCAAUCACAACCGCAUACAAUUAUGCUGCGACCAGGCCAAAAACGCAAAAUAUCUGAUGAGGAUCUUAAUAAAACAAUGCCACCCAAAAUAGGCAUGGGUUCGAAUUAUGGGGGCAAUAUGUGUAGGAUGAGUGGAGCCGGAAGGAAAAUGCCAGUGGGAAACAAUGGAGGAAUCUUGACGGCCGCGCAAGCCAAAUGCAUAAUGUCAUCGGUAUCAACUGGUACAGCAACUACGACAUCUACAUCUGGGGUCGGCUUAAUAUCUUCUCAAAUAUCUGCUGAUCCCUUAGUAGACUACAGACGUCAAAAAUAAACGUAGGUUCUCUAGGCAUCCCGGCUGUUUCAAUCCAGGACGGCAAUCAAACCAGUUCUACUGUUUUGGUACAGUGAAACCAAUUGCAUCGCAUCGUAACUGUUAACCAGAUGACAACUUUAGAACAACCGUAGCCGGUCGUAUUUUAAACGCGACUAGUAGAGUAGAAUACUUUUCAAUUUGUAUGAUACCCAGCGCAAAUGCAACGGCAACGUAGAAGCAUCAUCAAAAAGAGCACAACGUUGUAGGAUACCGAACUACAGCAACUAACAGAUUGUAUAUCUGAUUGAUAUUGUUAAUGUGUUGUUAAAUAAUUCACGCUUUCCUUUUUUGUCGUAGCAGUGAUCAGGUUAAAUGUAACUCCGAUGUUCUUAGGCCACAAGCUUACCUUGAGUGCAGCAAAAUGUGCAACAUCGCAUCGUUUUACAGUCUGAUAGUAGUCUCUACUGGUACGUGAUUGUCUAGGGAAACGACAUUGUAUGAUAAUGUAAUUAAAUCAAUUCCGAUUUAUGUAGUAUGUACGUCAGUUUUAAAUUAAGUUUGAUCAACAAUAUCAUCAUGCGGUAGCAAGCUCGCUCUUGAAUCAACAGUUGUAUAGAUUAAUUUAUAGCCACUGUUUUGUAUCCAAGCUUUGAAUGACCGACGAAGAAGGAAAGUCAAUAGCGUAACUGAAAAGUGUCACAAGCCGUGAACUUCUAGGAAGUGGUGGAAUUAUUUAUAUAAUUGUGAAUAUUUUUUUCUAAAUUUUGAAGAAAAAAAAACAGAUAUCCAUUAUCG
Molecule: messenger RNA, 3678 nt
Organism: Anopheles moucheti
Lineage: Eukaryota; Metazoa; Arthropoda; Insecta; Diptera; Culicidae
Exons: 8
Coding region: 268-2901 (877 amino acids)
Cellular component (GO): nucleus
Molecular function (GO): RNA binding
Source: RefSeq, a predicted model, not a curated record